AUGUUCUUCUUCAACCGGGGUCCUCAGAGCAGGCCAAUAGGUCUCGAGUGGCGUUCCUCUUCGUGGCUGGUCACUGCAGUCAUUGGCCUGGGCAUAGCCGUGGAUUUACUCAUUUAUUCGGUUAUCAUCCCUGUCAUGCCAUUCCAGCUUGAAUUGCUUGGGUACUCAAAGGUCUCUUCCUUAACUGGGUGGUUGCUUUUCGCCUACUCAGGCGGUCUGGUGAUAUCUACAAUUCCUAUCGCCAUGUUGUCCGAACGUUACAAUGCCCGGCAACUGCCCCUGAUUUUUGGCUUGUUCGUUCUCAUGGGGUCGCAAGUCAUGCUCAUGGAAGCACCGAAUUAUCCUGUCAUGUGUAUAGCCCGCGUCCUCCAGGGCAUUGGUUCUUCCAUGGUUUGGGUAGUCGGGCUAGCACUGCUAUCCGACUCUAGCCCUCCUUCAAUGGUUGGAUUGCAACUGGGAAUCGCUAUGAUGGGGUUAUCACUCGGAAUGGUGGUAGGUCCUCCUGUAGGUGGACUGUUGUAUAGCCAUUUUGGCUUCCGAGGACCAUUCAUCUUCGGUAUCUCGGCGACCUUCUUGGACCUCAUUGGACGCUUGAUCCUCAUUGAACGUAAAGACGCUCUCGUCUGGGGCGUUGAUCCAGCAAAGACUUCAAGUAACGAAGACAACGCACCGUCUCUAGUAAUGGAAGCGAAAGCAGAAGAGGAGAUCCAAGAGAUUCCGAACACGUCCGCUGAUGUCGAAGCCGCUAAAGAUCAAGAAAUGGCUGUUUCACAAGAAUCCCAGCCUGCCGCUGACACAGAAGCCAAUCCUGAAAUAAAAAUAUCAUUGGUGUCCGUUAUGGCAGACCUCUCAAGGUCUCCGCGGGCAUUAGUCGCACUAUUCAUCAUUUUUGUUUAUGGAAUCGUGUAUAGUAGCCAAGAGCCCGCGAUACCUCUGCACCUCCAGCGGGUCUGGGAUCUUGAUUCCAGGGCCGUUGGGAUUGUGUUCAUUGCUGCUGUUGUGCCCACAAUGUUCUCGGCUCCGCUCACUGGUUUCUGGGCUGACAAAAAAGGGACAGAGUGGCCUGCUACCUUGAGUUUACUAUUCUCUAUCCCAUGGUGGGUUGUUAUCAUUAUAGAAUAUCGACUCGCCCUCUUCAUUGCCGCGUUCGCCCUGGAAGCGUUCUUCACGUCUGGAGUCAUGUCCCCGUUAACGGCUGAGCUAGCAGCUGUCUCUCGCGGCCUGGAUGGCGUUGGAUAUGGUCACAUUUACGGAGCAUUCAACCUUGUGUAUGGGGUCGGAACAUCAAUUGGACCUAUCGUUGGUGGCCAGAUGUACGAUCAUAUUGAGCGUGGUUGGAUGGCGCUGUGUCUUCUCGCUGCAGGACUUCUGGUCCUAUGCCUUGGUCUGGCGCUUUUCUUCGUCGGCAGUAAUCCUUUCUACUAUCGCCUUCGGGCCCUCCAACCGGUGAAUAAAUCCGAAGGCUGA
Cyclocybe aegerita is the source of this 1467-nucleotide messenger RNA. Lineage: Eukaryota; Fungi; Basidiomycota; Agaricomycetes; Agaricales; Hemipholiotaceae. The record is from the annotation of a GenBank genome assembly.